AUGCCAUCUUCGCAUUCUUUUGAGCUCGACCCAGAGUUCCUGCAAGCAGCGGGACCUGUCUUGGCUGCGUUUUCACAAUUGCCAAAGCCCGCCGUCCACGAUGUCGAGUCCAGACGGCAAGGCUUCGAUGCAGUCCUCCAGCAAGCCGGGCAAAUGAUGCCCAAGCAUGACGUGACUGUCAAGACGCACAAGAUCAAAACGAGGGACGAUGCCGAGAUCGAUGUCAUCCAGGUUUCGCCCAAGCAGAGGAAGGAGAACGGCGCCGCCGUGCUCCACAUCCACGGCGGCGGCAUGAUCUCGGGCUCCGCGCAGAUCUACGUGGAUACGGGCAUCAUCGGCGGCCUUUCGGACGCAAGCGGAGUCGACUUUUUCUCGGUAGACUAUCGACUGGCGCCCGAGCAUAACCUGGACGGCAUCGUAAACGAUUCGUUCGACGCUCUGCAAUGGCUCUCCACCAAUGCCGCAUCCUUGGGCAUCGACAACAAGCGCAUUGGUCUCUUUGGUGACUCGGCUGGAGGCGGAAUCGCUGCAGGCGUGGCGCUUCAGGCUCGCGACAGGCAGUUUUCGCCGCCACUGCAGAAGCAGAUCCUCAUCUACCCGAUGCUGGAUGAUCGCAACCUCGUGCCAGACGAGAGGGUCGUUCCAUUCGCUUUGUGGACAUACGAGUCCAAUGUGACAGGAUGGUCGGCUCUUCUUGGAAAAGGAGUAGCGGGAACGGAUCAAGUCGCCCAACUCGUUCGAUACGCUGCGCCCGCUCGAGUGGAAGAUCUCUCGAAUCUUCCGGAUACGUACAUGGAUGUCGGCCAGCUAGACAUUUUCCUGCUAGAGGAUCUCGACUUCGCCCGACGACUGCACCAGGCGGGGGUGCAAGUGGAUCUGCAAGUCUACAAGGGGCUCCCUCACGCUUGGGAACUGGUCGCACCGCUUGAGUCAACAUCGACGGGCAGGAAAGUCAUGGCCGAGAGGAUCCGAGCUAUUCAGAGCCUCUGA
Moesziomyces antarcticus is the source of this 990-nucleotide messenger RNA. RefSeq names its product alpha/beta-hydrolase. Bases 1 to 990 code for a protein of 329 amino acids. Lineage: Eukaryota; Fungi; Basidiomycota; Ustilaginomycetes; Ustilaginales; Ustilaginaceae. The record is from RefSeq and is a predicted model, not a curated record. Gene Ontology annotation, molecular function: hydrolase activity. The transcript has a single exon.